This is a messenger RNA of Suillus fuscotomentosus, 1154 nucleotides long. RefSeq names its product structural maintenance of chromosomes protein. Lineage: Eukaryota; Fungi; Basidiomycota; Agaricomycetes; Boletales; Suillaceae. Bases 244 to 1044 code for a protein of 266 amino acids. The record is from RefSeq and is a predicted model, not a curated record. Gene Ontology annotation, cellular component: Smc5-Smc6 complex. The transcript is spliced from 8 exons. Gene Ontology annotation, molecular function: ATP binding; ATP hydrolysis activity. Gene Ontology annotation, biological process: double-strand break repair via homologous recombination.
UGACAAUCUUCUCCGCAGCAACUGAUUCGCGCUGCAAUUGCUGAUCAAGUAGAAGCAACCCGCAGCGGACUUGAAUUUCUCCAGGUCGGCGCAAACAAGAACGCGCUUGAAGUUCUGUGCCAAGAGAAGGAUGAAAAGUACCAACGGGCUCUUGCCGAGUUCGAAGAAGCUGAUCAAGUAUUCAUUGCGACAAAGGCCGACGCGAAGAGUAAACGGGACAUUAGUCUGGAGCUUGUCAGGGGCAUGGACGAAGAAUUCCAAGAACAAUUUGCCAAGAUGGAGAUGGAUGGUUCGGUUCACGACCGGAGCGUGAAUGACCUGCGGAAGGCACUCGAGGUUCAACGCGCCAAUCUCGAUAUGAUCUCGCAGACGAACCCAGGCGUUGUUGAGCAGUAUGAGCGGCGAAAGAAUGAGAUCGAAGCUCUCACAAAAAUUCUGGAAGACCGGGAGAAGGAUACUCGCAGAGUGGAACGAGAAAUCAAGAAUGCCAGAGAUCGAUGGCAACCUGCUCUCGAACAACUUGUCGCUAGCAUUGGGAAGAAAUUCUCUGCUGCAUUUGAUCGCAUUGGUUGUGCAGGUGAAAUCCGGAUCAGCCCCCAUGACGAUUAUGACAAGUGGGCGAUCGACAUCCUCGUCAAAUUCCGUGAUAACGAGAAGUUACAACUUCUGACAGGACAGAGGCAGUCUGGCGGCGAACGGUCACUCACCACUAUCUUAUACCUCAUGAGUUUGACUGAAGAGGCCCGAACGCCGUUUUCUCUUGUUGACGAGAUUAACCAGGGCAUGGAUCAACGCGCCGAGCGCGCGGUGCACAAUUCCUUGGUUGAGGUCACAUGCAAGCCUGACAGCGCCCAAUACUUCUUGAUCACCCCUAAGCUACUUCCUGAUCUCGAUUAUCACGAACGCAUGAAAGUUCUUUGCGUCAACAAUGGAGAGUGGCUUCCCGAGACUCCAGGACUGGGUCAUAUGAAUCGCAUGAUCGAGAAUUUUGUACAACUGAACCGUGACCGUGUCUCCCGAGACCGUUCCUUCCGAGCUGGUUGAUCAAGAUGUUUUGCUCACAUUUUUGUUACAAUACUGUAUCAACGUCAUCAUCGCACUAACCUGCAGUAUACAAUUGUAUCAGUUACCAGUGCCUUCGCCCAUAAUAUACU